CACCCACACGGCCGAAUCCAUCCCGUUGUCUCUGCGUCCUGACGGAGUGGAACCCAUUCACCGAUAUUAUAUGUACAAGCCCUAAUUCACUGCCAAGAAGAAGAAGAAAGAGAUUCUCAAUCCGAGGUCGCGUUUCCGGUGAUCAAGCCUCUGUGUUCCGCUAUUGCCUAUGAUCUUUAGGGUUCAAGAAAUUGUCCGGAACGCGUGUACGAUUGAGGAAGCGCGGGGGAAUUGAGUAACUUGUGAGCGCUGAUAAAUUAUAUUCAGGAGUUUCUGGUGAUCAAGAAUUGUUCGUGAUCGUCGGAAACAGUAUAAAUGUGAAAAAGUUUUGAUACAGAUGGAGAAGAACGUUCGUUCACUAUAGGAGAAUCACCGACAUUUUCUGAUCAAUCAUCUCUUUGCUUUCGAACCUUGAAAAAUGUCUAGUGGAGCUGCCCGAAGGGUCUCACGGCAAGAUAUACAACUGGUGCAAAAUCUUAUAGAACGAUGUCUUCAGCUGUACAUGAACCAGAAAGAAGUUGUGGAGACUCUCUUGGAUCAGGCAAAAAUAGAGCCUGAUUUUACUGAACUUGUUUGGCAAAAGCUUGUAGAAGAGAAUCAAGACUUUUUUGAGGCUUAUCAUUUGAGAUUAAUGGUGAAGCAUCAAAUCAACGUUUUCAACGAGUUGCUUAAACAACAGGUGGAUCUUAUGCAUCGCGUUUGCCCUGCUAGAGUUGAUUCAGUACCUAUUCCCAAUGGAUCUCAGCUCUCAGCAUUACAACAGAACUCAGCAUGCUAUCCCUCAGAGCAUGUGGGACCAUCUAUGAAGCCAUCGAGCAUGCACCAUCAUAUUAGUUCCGGCUUGUCUAAUGCUUUUACCAAUGGUGGGUCAUCACUGCAAACCAGUAUGCACACAGCUGUAGAUAUGUCUGCCAAUACCUGUAGAAUUGAUGCCCCACAGGACAUGCUUUCUACUCGGAGCGCAAACCUGGGUUUAAUGCAAGGAAUGAAUGGAGGGAUGAUCAAACCAGAAGCUGGUUAUUCAGGCAGUUCCCCAUUCAUGUUUGGUGCUGAUAACACUGCCCUGGAAAAACGAGUAGCCAUUGGAGAUGCAUCAGUUACACCUUUCUCAAGUGUAGUGUCAAACUCCCAAACCUUGGGCGAGCCUCUUCUGGACUCUGACACUUCUUCAUAUGGAUUUUUGGGGCAGAUUCCUCAAAGUUUCAGCCUUUCUGAUUUGACAGCUGGAUUUUCUCAGAGUUCUGAUAUACUAGAAAGCUAUCCUAGAUCACCCUUCCUAACAGCAGAUACAGACAACUUCAUGGAUUCUCGUGGAAGGGGAGAAAACCAAGGAGACAGUAAAAGAUUGGACACCAUAUCAGAAGGGUUAAGCUAUGAAGACUUUCCCAGUGACUGAUUGAAUAAUCCCAACUGUCAGCUGCAUUGCUAGGAUUAAAGUGUGUAAAUAGCAUUUUAGAGAUGGGGGGUCAUCAAAUUUUAAACUCCUUGGACAGUAUAGAUUGGUGUGUAAAGAGGUUCACUGACAUCGCUUUGUAAUGGUGAGAUGAAAUGAGGAAAGCUUCUGAAAAAAAGGUUCAAACAAUCCAACAGAAAGGUGUUUUGGAUGAUGGAUAUGGUCUUGCUUUUAUGACAAGGUCGGUGUAGAAAUAAUGGUGCAAUGAUACUGUGGCUUGCUGAUGUUGAUAGGCAUGGUAGAAUAUUUGAAUUCUGCUUUUCAUUUAGAAUGGAGUGAUUUGUUAGAAACACCUUCAUUAUCAGUGAAGGGAUUGGAAUUUCUUAUAUGUGAUUUUAUGUUAGCUAUAUUGACAUCUUAUAUUUUGGUAUUUGUUAAGUCAGCCAUGGUUGAUUCUUUGAUCA
Messenger RNA from Vitis riparia (riverbank grape), 1857 nucleotides. RefSeq lists its product as uncharacterized. Bases 419 to 1396 code for a protein of 325 amino acids. The record is from RefSeq and is a predicted model, not a curated record. Lineage: Eukaryota; Viridiplantae; Streptophyta; Magnoliopsida; Vitales; Vitaceae. The transcript is spliced from 9 exons.